AUGGUUCGUAUGAAGUCAUUGGUCCGUAGCUUCGUUUGGUGGCCAGGCAUCGACGCUGACAUCGAGACAACCGGCAAGGUCUGUGCUGGCUGCCAGGCACACCAGGCAGCACCACCAAAGUCACCACUCCAUCCCUGUGAGUGGCCGUCCAAGCCACGGCAAUGCCUCCACAUUGAUUUUGCAGGACCGUUCCAAGGGCACAUGUGGCUGAUCGUGGUGGAUGCCCACAGCAAGUGGCCGGAAGUUCUGCCAAUGAACAGCACCACUGCUCCAGUCACCGUUCGCUGUCUCCGGGAAGUGUUCGCCCAGCAUGGUUUGCCUGACCAGAUCGUCAGUGAUAAUGGCCCGCAAUUCACAUCCGAUGAGUUCCGUCGUUUCACUGAAGCCAACGGCAUUACGCAGACCUUCUCAGCACCGUACCACCCAUCGACUAAUGGGUUGGCCGAACGAUUCGUGCAUACGAUGAAGCAAGCACUCAAGUCCCAUUCGGACACAGCACCGCUUGAGUUCUUGCCUCGCUUCCUGUUGUCGUAUCGCACCACACCACAUGCAACAACGAAUGCCACAAAAAGCAUCUUUGCUAAUGCAUCGUGA
Molecule: messenger RNA, 594 nt
Organism: Sycon ciliatum
Lineage: Eukaryota; Metazoa; Porifera; Calcarea; Leucosolenida; Sycettidae
Exons: 1
Coding region: 1-594 (197 amino acids)
Biological process (GO): DNA integration
Molecular function (GO): nucleic acid binding
Source: RefSeq, a predicted model, not a curated record